UCAUGGCAAAUUUUAACAUUUUGACCGUCAGGGAAAUGAUAGACGCUUCUUUUGGUGAAACAGAUAGCAACUGUCCUGUUAACUUAAAAAUGGUUGGGUCUGUUUUAUUCAUUCUUGCGAGGCGUAUGGAACUACUUAAAAGACACUUCAAAGUUGAAGUCCACCAAAAAAUUGCUCCAAAAUCCACCUUUGUAGUGACUGAAAUAAAAAUUCACACUAAAGGAAAGAAAAAAAAACGAAAGGCCAGAUUGUUAGUAGAUGAAUCAGGUAAAAUACGUAGGCCACAAAAGCGUUCCAGUUUGCCAAGUUAUAAAAUACCCCCUCGACAGCGUUUUUCUGAUGACAGUUCUACCGAAACGUCUUCGACUGAAGAACGUUCAACCAAAAAAUCUCAUAAGCGUACAGGUGAAAAACAUUUACAAACCAAGCGUCUAGCUCAAGUAUAUAGGUCUGAGCAGCUUAUAGCUCGAAAGUACUGUCAUGAAACAUCUCCAUCUGAACGAGAAAGAACCAGAAAACACUCUGAUGGAAGAUCUCCAGCCGCCCAUCAAAGAGUAUACACGGGAAAGUCUCUUGCUUCACGACAAAAUACCAAAAAGUAUUCCGAUGAAAUGUCUUCAGCGAGACAAGGUAAACCUCAAAAGUACUCUGACGACAUGUCUCAAUCCGAAAGACGUAAGGAUAUAAAAUCUACAGCCGAACGAAAAAGGGACUAUAGCGAAACAUAUCCCUCCGAGCGAAGUAGAUCAGGAAAGCAUUCCGAUGAAAGGUCUUGGGACUUAGGUCAAGGAUCUGAACGAAAUAGAGCGAGGAACUAUUACUCGCCAUCUGACGAACCUUCCAGUGAAAGUGCAAUUAGUGGCGAAACUAGAACAAAAAAACCUUUUGACCAUAAAGGUAAAACCGAUUCUGAAAGAAGAUCAAAGUCAUAUACUGGCAUAUUUAGAGGGAAAGAAAUACAUGAAAGAAAAAUUACAUUUCAAUCCAGUGAUGAUGAUGUUAUAGAAACACAGCACGAGAAAAUAUAUAUCGUUGCCACCGUCAUAACACCGUCGGGAGAAAACAUACGAGGUUCGACCGACAAUUGGAAUCCAGUGGUAACCCAAGAACAGUAUAAUCGUCUGCUAGCGAAAAUCCGGAAACUACAGAGCAAAUUUAGAAUCUCAAAAAAAUUUGACGAUCUUACAAAAACCACUUCCAUGACUCAUCCCAAAGCAGCUAUGAAUAUUUCGGUACGGCUAGAUAGAGCAGAAAACAGACUUGCGCAUUUAUUGAAGAUUGUCACACAACUCGCAAGUCAAGUACCGAAAACAGAACUACAAGCAGUUUUGAACGAAAUAUCUGUGUCGGGGAAUGAACCCAAAAGCUUUAAAAUAUCAGGCCCUCAAUCAGAUCCAAUAACGGGGCUGCUAGAAGCGCAUGACACCGACAACCAAACAUUUCAAGCGUCUGGUGGUCAGGCUUUUGAAUCUAGUCUAGGAGGUCAAGCUGUAGUACCUAGUAAACUACAAGAAAACGUGAGACAUGGAGAAAUGAAUGAUGAACUGGAAAAAAUACUUUUCUCCGUUGUAAGAGAGAUACAACAGGCAAUCGCCGAUGCAAGAAUUGAAAAAUGUGGCCGAGCUCUAGGAGGAAACGAGAUCCGAGUAGCUUUAAUUCAAAAACAUUUUAAUGAAAUAUUCGGAUUGCAUUAUAAGAUCGAAAAAUGUGGAAAAGCAGUUGCUGAUAUUGAUGAGCGUAUGACAACCCAGAUAGCUUUGUUUCAAGAUAACUUACUGCUGAUGCAAGCCGACUUGGAAACGGCAUUGGACAAAGUCGCCGACUCUUUGUUGUCUCCAAAAGAAGAUGCGGCUGCCGUUGCACAAAUAGUUGAGACCUUUUUAGAAUAUAAAAGUGAUUUAGUCAACACAGAAUACAUACAAGUUGAAUUGAAGCAUGAUAUUGAACAUUAUCUUAAAAAAUUGGAAACUCUUGCGAAAAAAGUUGAACUGCUUCGCAAUCGAAAGUGUACUCGACAACAAAUGUUUGAAGCACUAAGCGAUAAGUUGACUCUUAAGGACAUAAACGGUUUGCUGACUCAAUCUCAAUUUGGCGCUGUAACCGCAAGUAACAAAGAUACCUUUCAAAAUCUCAGAUUGAAAAUAUUUUCAAAGGAAUGUGAUUGGCAGUUCGCAAUAGACAACUUCGUUGCAAAAUGCGGAGCGUGUGCUGAUAUAAUCCAAUUAGCCACAUUAAACGACAGUAUGCAGCAACGUUUUACGAGAAUGGAUAAGGAUUUAGACGACAUGUUUACGAUUGUUAUGCCACCUAAGACAUAUCCAACGGAUAAAAAAGUACAACGCGACGAGAAAUGUUUAUCAUGUGGAGCACCAACCGAAGUAGUGAAGGAUGAGCUUAAUCUGAGACUUUGGCAAGAAAUUAUUUCUACAGCACCUGUUCCUGCCGAUAAAACCAAAUUUAAAUACGGAGAAAUCGCAGGAAUUUGCAUACCUGGACGACCGAUCCCACAUCCUCUUGAGCAAGGUUCAUAUAUUUGCGAACACGAUUGCGGUGAAAUUGUUAACACAACAGAGGAGUUGUUAGAAUUGUUUAUAAAAAGGCUGAACCCAGACUCGCCGAAUAGCGCUGCAGUCCCUGACACUGACAAGGUUAAUAAUACACUUACUUCGAUUUAUUAUAUUGACGUAGACAACUACGAGAACAUCUCACAGUUUUUUGCAAAUUAGUGUGUGACAUUUAGGUAUAGGGACCGUGGUCAUUGGAGGACCUACCAUCGUGUGGCGUGAAUCGGAAACAUAAACAUGUAUAUUGACCAUUCACGCCUUUAGUGCUGCCAUCUACCGGACUCGGAUGUUUUCUUGGUUUGCCAUCUUUGAGCUACAUUGAAAGCAUAAAUUUCAUAUUUACAUUUAUCGCUCACCAAUAAUCUGAAGUCGCCUGUGCUGCCUUUUACAGGUUAUGCUCGCUCCCUAUACCUGUAAUCACCCGUCACGUAACCCUUUUCCAGGCCGCCAAUAUACAAG
Messenger RNA from Cydia pomonella (codling moth), 3023 nucleotides. RefSeq lists its product as uncharacterized. NCBI's taxonomy places the organism in Eukaryota, Metazoa, Arthropoda, Insecta, Lepidoptera, Tortricidae. The record is from RefSeq and is a predicted model, not a curated record. The transcript has 13 exons. Bases 3 to 2726 code for a protein of 907 amino acids.